AUGGGAAACAAGAAGGUGCAUCAGUUGGCGCGUAGAUUCUGGGAGCACGAACCAUCCCUCUCCCUCUCCUCUUCCGACCUUAAGAUCUUCAUUAGACCCAAAACAAAGCUUCCCAGGCCAAAUUCUCAUCAGGUGGAUAUUCAAGGAGGAGGCACGAGAUGGAAUCCAACGCAAGAGCAGAUUGAGAUUCUGGAGAUGAUGUAUAGAGGAGGGAUACGAACUCCAAAUGCACAACAGAUAGAACAAAUCACUGCGCAGCUAAGCAUGUACGGAAAAAUCCAAGGCAAGAACGUUUUCUACUGGUUCCAAAACCACAAAGCACGAGAAAGGAAAAAGCAGAAGCGCGACUUAGUUCCAAUUACCACAAUAUCUCUGGAAAAUAUGGAAAGAGACGUGGAUGGUCCAUGUAAGAGAAAAUGCAGGAGGUGGUGCAUGGAAGAAGAAAGCAAAGAGAAGAAAACCACAACUCUAGAGCUGUUCCCAUUGCACCCACAAGGCUUGAUCGAGACUGCCAAGGGGGUUUGA
Molecule: messenger RNA, 525 nt
Organism: Hibiscus syriacus
Lineage: Eukaryota; Viridiplantae; Streptophyta; Magnoliopsida; Malvales; Malvaceae
Product: WUSCHEL-related homeobox 4-like
Exons: 2
Coding region: 1-525 (174 amino acids)
Biological process (GO): cell division; phloem or xylem histogenesis; procambium histogenesis
Cellular component (GO): nucleus
Molecular function (GO): DNA-binding transcription factor activity; DNA binding
Source: RefSeq, a predicted model, not a curated record